Fomitopsis serialis is the source of this 1278-nucleotide messenger RNA. RefSeq names its product NYN domain-containing protein. Gene Ontology annotation, cellular component: peroxisome; cytoplasm. Lineage: Eukaryota; Fungi; Basidiomycota; Agaricomycetes; Polyporales; Fomitopsidaceae. The coding region runs from base 1 to 1278 and encodes 425 amino acids. The transcript has 6 exons. The record is from RefSeq and is a predicted model, not a curated record. Gene Ontology annotation, biological process: post-transcriptional gene silencing. Gene Ontology annotation, molecular function: CCR4-NOT complex binding; RNA nuclease activity; mRNA base-pairing post-transcriptional repressor activity.
AUGCCAGCGUCGGAGAGUGUAGCGGUCUUCUGGGACUAUGAGAACUGUGCUGUUCCAUCCAACACAUCUGGCAGUGUUAUUGCCAACAACAUCCGACGCAUCGCCCAUCAAUAUGGGAGUGUGAAGACGUUCAAGGCGUACAUGGAGCUACCAGAACAGUCCUCACCAAAGAGCUAUGCUCUGCGAUCGGAGCUGCAGCUUUGCGGGGUCUCUUUGAUAGACUGCCCUCACAAUGGCAGCAAAGAUGUCGCCGACAAGAUGAUGAUCGUGGAUAUGAUGGCCUAUGCCAUCGAUACCCAAGCUCCUGCGACCAUCAUCCUCAUCUCGGGCGACCGAGACUUCGUAUACGCGGUCUCCGUACUGUGUCUGCGCCAAUACCGGCUCAUAGUGCUUGCGCCACAUGCGGCACACACGAGCCUGAAAGCGCAGGCCAGUGUGGUGUACUCCUGGCCCGCCGAUGUCCUGCCAGACGAGCCGUCAGCGGACGGCACCAAGUCUCGCAGCGGCACCAUCCCCGAGUACUUCCGUUCUCGAAGCGAUCCUCCACCAUCGACGGCGGCGGCCGAUGCCCACGAGUGCACCGUCGGAUUCUGCCCUCCUGCGACCAAUGCCGCAGCACUGGGUGCCGAAAGUGUCCUCAUCACCCACGGCAAGCACCCCCGGGCUGCCCGUUGCUUCUGGCACGAAGCUCCGGCGUCCCUCCUUCCUUCCAUCGAGACGCCGGGGUCGUACUUCAGCAAUCCAUACCAGCAGCCCAGCCCGAGCCCAUCGCCGAAGCGGGACACUGCAGACAUACCACAUCUGCAGUGGGGCUCCCUCGCAUCAACCGAGGUCGAGACAUCGCGGCUGAACGUGGACGCCCCCUCUUUCACGAGCAAGAUAUGGCCCGAGGAUGAACUCCCGAACCUCUCUUCCAGCAUCCCGGCCCCGCUAGUAGACACCACGAAGCGCGGCCUCCCCGCGCACUUCCGCCCGCUCGUCAAGGUCCUGAAGCAACGGCUCAAAGAGGGUGUGGCGCAGGUUGCCUACUCCGAGCUGGGGACGUUGCUCCGCCAGGAGUCCGCGGCGGUCUACGAGCUGGCCGGCGUGUCGAAGCUGAAGGAGUACUCCUGCUUGGCGGAAGACGCGGGGGUCGUGAUCCUCACGGAGAACGUGUACGGCCCUGGAGGCGUCGACGGGCAGCGAUGGGUGUCGCUGCACCCCCGCCUGGUGAAGGGCGCUGCGCGGAGGACCCUGGAUGAAUGGACGUUCAUGGCGCGCCAGGGUACUAGCAAGUAG